Molecule: messenger RNA, 1407 nt
Organism: Ustilago hordei
Lineage: Eukaryota; Fungi; Basidiomycota; Ustilaginomycetes; Ustilaginales; Ustilaginaceae
Exons: 1
Coding region: 1-1407 (468 amino acids)
Source: RefSeq, a predicted model, not a curated record
AUGACAGAAACCUUCUCUCCAGUAGCACCCCUCGGAGCGAUCAGAGCCAUCUUAGCACUAGCAGUGCAGAACAACUGGGAGGUACAUGCUCUGGACAUCACUAUGGCUUACUUGAACUCCACGUUAAAGGAAGCAAUCUACAUGAAGCCGCCAGGAGGAUCAGGAGUAGCACCCGGCAAGGUGUACAAGGUAGUCAAGGGCCUAUAUGGCCUAAAGCAGUCUGGGCGAGAAUGGAAUCAGGAGUUUGACAGGUCUUUGCGACGCAUGGGAUUCUUCCAGGUAGAGUGCGCUCCCUGCAUCUACACCAAGGGACAGGGUGAAGAUAUGGCCAUUGUGGUCAUCUACGUCGAUGAUACACUAGUCAUAGCACCACAGCUGGAAACGGUCCUAAAGGUUAAGAAGCAGAUUGGUCAGAGAUGGAAGAUGGAAGAUAGUGGUGAGGUCUCUCACUUCUUGGGCAUCAAAAUCAGUCGAAACCGUGCGAUGCGCACCAUGACGAUUGGUCAGUCAGGGUACAUCGACCAAGUGCUGGCAAAGCACUUGGACAAACGCACGAAGCCGACCAUGGUUCCAAUGCAGAGCAUACCGGAGGGAACCCUUGUCGCAAGCGCAGCACAACAGAAGGAGUAUCCGGUGAUUGUUGGCAAGCUGCUCUGGGUCGCCAACAGCACCCGGCCCGACCUUAGUCUCACCGUGGGUGUUCUCGCUAGGCACAUGCGUGAACCAUCGCAGGAGCAUUAUCAGGCAGCACAAAGGGUCUUACGCUACCUCGAAAGCACAAGGCAGGUUGGGUUGGUUUAUAGGGCAAGUGAGUCGCAAGAGCCACUGGUUGCACACAGCGAUGCAAACUGGGCAAGCGAUGCCACCAUACAGAGAAGAAGCACAUCGGGGUCAGUGGCGUUAGUGUACGGGAACUUAGUAGCCUGGAAGUCAGCGACACAAAAAUGCGUGUCAUUGUCUGCUGUCGAGGCAGAGUUCAUUGCAGCCACGGAAGCAACACGUGAGGUGCUCUUCCUCAAGCAGCUACUACGCUCAAUUGGCAUUGCCACAGGCACACCGACGGUCUACUCGGACAACACUGGUUGCAUACAGGUUAGUAAGGACCCAGCACAGCACUGGAAGCUUAAGCACAUCGACACCAAGUAUCACUUCGUCCGUAACAACGUACAAGAGGGAAGGGUGCAGAUCAAGUACGUAGACACCACAAGAAACUUGGCAGAUGUACUCACGAAACCCAUUGGGAGGCAGGCAAUGCAGCAAGCAAGAUCUGGGCUACACCUGCAAAUACCGGCAGCAGUGUACGGAACGGGGUCCCCGAGCUAUGCAACAGUGUUGAAGAACGGAGGUCACACCUUGAAGCAACAGCAUAAUGAACAGGGUACAUAUGCUGUUGAGGGGGGGAGUUGA